AUGAGUUCUUCAUUCCAGCAACAGAACUUGCCCUCUGUUCUUAUUUGGAGGGCUGAAAAUGUCGGGUUGAAGGACAUAGACCGUGCUCCGAACGCAAAAGACGUCGGGGUUGCACGCAGCGAUAUUACCUCGAACCUAUCGGAGGUCGUCGACAACGGCGAAGAGGCUCAGCUCAAAUAUUCAAUUACAAAAGCUAGUGCGGCCCGCAAGGGAGGUUCUUCUUUGAUCGACCCUUUGAAGGGUAUUGACCCUAGGACCGACAACGCGCCUAAUGUCUACGGCGACUUCAGCUCUCUCGACAUCUCCGACUGCAAUUCAGAGGGUCGUAUUUCCUCUCCAGAUGAAAAUUGGGAUGAUCAGGUCCUACGCGCACAGCAUCUGGAAGGUUUUGCGGAAUUUUUGCCCUACGAUGAGCUGGGGGCAUUGAUGGUCAAGAAGCGGGUAAAGAAAUACCUCGAAAUCUGCAAGAUUCCCUCCAGAUACCCCGAGAGCAACUUGCAAGAAAUUACAGAUGCCAUUCUGGAUAGGCACAAAGUACCGGAUCCACGCGACUCUCCCGGCCAGCCUAAAAGGCUGCGGCGGCCUAUGAGAGAAACGUGUCGGCGCAAGAUCUUCGCAAUCCUAGCAUCUAUAGACAAGGCAGACGAUAUUGAACUCUUCAUUGAGCAUGGCAUAUACGACUGCCACCUUCCUCUAGCCAUCGACUUCACGAAACAGGUCGUCUCUCGGGAGAUAGGGGGUGUCUUGGAGCCCCUUCCUAUCAGACACUGGACGAGAAGGGUUCUGGAUACUUUCAAUUAUUAUCAAUGGAGGGUGACUGCUCCAUUUUUCGACAUGGCUGAUCAUAAAUGUCCUCACCUUAAGUUAAGGAGCGAGACUAUACUGCCAUUUGGCCGUGAUUCCGGUACCGCGAAGGCCUAUGGGGGUUCCGGAGAGGUUGAAAAGAUUGUGGUUCAUCCCGCGCAUCACAACUAUCCUCAUGAGAAGGACGACAACCAACAUUUAUAUUUCGCCCGGAAACGUCUUCAAAAAGGAACCCUUUCCCAGCAGGAUUACGAAAAGCGCUUCUGGAACGAGCGCAACAAUCUACUAAGAGUUCGCAAGAACCCGAACGUGAUCACAAUGUUGGCCAGCUAUGAGAAAGACGGAGAAUACAGCUUUCUAUUCCCUUGGGCCCACGGCGGCGACCUUACAGCAUUCUGGGAAAACCACUCCGCGCAGCCACGACUCCGGGAUAAAGAUAAAACACUCCCAUUGUGGCUCAUGACACAGUUGCUUGCCAUUGCUAGGGGUGUUGAUGCCGUCCAUCAGCCAACGAGCGAUGAGGAGCCGUAUCUCCAGUUGCCAGGGAAGGUUAAGCCUCUAUAUGGCCGUCAUGGCGACCUCAAGCCUGGUAACAUUCUCUGCUUCAAGGGGAAAGGCGAUCCCUUCGGAAACUUUCAGAUCUCUGACUUUGGUCUGGCUGCGUGUCAUGGAACUCGGUCCAUACAGGAGAUUGUUGGUCCUCAGUUUGGUCUCUCACUUUGCUACCGUUCCCCCGAGAUUAAAGUCAAUGGAUCUGUCAAUCCAAGUUACGACGUGUGGCCACUGGGCUGCGUGUUCCUCGAAUUUCUUGGAUGGUAUCUCCUCGGUUGGGCUCACACUGACGAUUUUGCUGGAAAGAGGAAUCGUGACUCUAACGGGAGCGAGGUACAAACGUAUCCUGGGGCUGAAAACCCGCCCACAGAUAUCCUUUUUGACGAUUCAUUCUUUGACGAGGAGGUUAAAUCAGUUGAUGGACAGAUUAUUAGAACCGCGAGAAUGAAACCCUCGGUCAUCCAGGAACUACGUCUUCUUCGUCAAGAUCAGAGCUGCAGCGACUUGCUACUCGAUGUUUUGGACUUCAUCGAAGACAGAAUGCUGCGAAUGAACCCGAACAAGCGAGCGCAGUCACAUGAGAUCGUCGAGUUCUUUGAGAAGCUGGUACAAAUUUGUAGGGACGACCCCUCCUACGGCAUCGCGAAAUCGAAGUCACCGAGACGAGCGGAUACAAACCUCUCGGAAAUUGACAAUCGAUCCAUGAUUGAACAGCCAGGCGGCCAGCUCAUGAUUGACCAAGGCAUCCGUUCAGCCGCCAUCAAUAUGGCGGCACAGUCACUCGAACAAGAUCCUGUAGGUGUUGCAGGCAUAUCCGCAACAAUCUUGCUACGCAACGGCGCUCCGUCUCCAGAGGAAAGAAAGCUCAACAUGCCGCGUAGCAAUUUUCAACCCCCUGAGUUGCCAGAUUCACCAACAUUUGGUACCACCGACACAUCGGUUUGGGAUGAACGGCCAAUCUCGAUACACAUUACGCAACAGACAACACCAACACCAUCUCAGCCAGACAGUGUAGCGGACAGUUUAGCAGACAGCUUUACGUCUGCAGAACUAGUCACUGACGAGACCGUUCUUUCAUCCCAGCCCAAACCUCAUAAUGCAAUGAGGUCGACGAGAAAUGGGUAUGGAACGAUGGGGGCUAUGAAGAGGACUGCGCCCGUCGAGCCUCCUUCCCACGAGCACGCCCCACGCUUUCCCUGGAAUCGAUUAUUCUGCUGUUGA
Messenger RNA from Verticillium alfalfae VaMs.102, 2577 nucleotides. RefSeq names its product protein kinase domain-containing protein. The transcript is spliced from 4 exons. Bases 1 to 2577 code for a protein of 858 amino acids. Gene Ontology annotation, molecular function: protein serine/threonine kinase activity; ATP binding. Lineage: Eukaryota; Fungi; Ascomycota; Sordariomycetes; Glomerellales; Plectosphaerellaceae. The record is from RefSeq and is a predicted model, not a curated record. Gene Ontology annotation, biological process: peptidyl-threonine phosphorylation; peptidyl-serine phosphorylation.